AUGACCUCUUCCUCAAUGAAACUCGCUGUCGUCGUUUGCUUCGCGCUUGCCUUGCUAUCCAUUGCAGCGCCCACACCUAUCACUCGUGAUGGAGAAGCCAACAUUCCAGGAUGGCAAUCAAUUUACGGCGUUGGACCUGUUGUUCAGUCCAAGGCCAUCGAGGGCGAAGCACCAGGGAUCCCAGGAUGGCACCCGAUCUACGGACACGGUCCCAUCGUUCCAUCCCAUUUCAAUGGGCGUGAGGUAGAUGCGCCUGUGCCUCGACCAACUAAAUACGCCAUCGAUUAUUUACCAAACAAGGGCCAGGGCAAUGUCGACGAUGCGUCGCCAGCACCUACUACCACUGCCAAAAAGCCAAAUCCAUCCAAAUACGCCGUCGACUACUUACCUGGGUAUCCUGUCACCACUGCCCCGAAGCCGAAUCCAUCCAAAUAUGCCAUUGAUUACUUGCCGGGCUAUGGAUCCAGACCAUCGUCGCCAACAACUGUAGACGACAACGCGAACUUACCCAAGCCGACCAAGUCUUCGAAAUAUGCCAUUGACUAUAUGCCAACUUGGGCUGUUCCCGCCCCAAAAGAGACCUCUGUAUAA
This is a messenger RNA of Pleurotus ostreatus (oyster mushroom), 591 nucleotides long. RefSeq lists its product as uncharacterized. Lineage: Eukaryota; Fungi; Basidiomycota; Agaricomycetes; Agaricales; Pleurotaceae. The record is from RefSeq and is a predicted model, not a curated record. The transcript is spliced from 4 exons. The coding region runs from base 1 to 591 and encodes 196 amino acids.